AUGGAAGAGCAAGAUAUACAGUCAAAACUUCCUGAUGUAUUUGAAUCAAUUUCUCGUAUAAGUCAAGGCGCACCUGUAGAUUGGAAAAAAGUGCAUGAAGACCUUGAAUCUCUUAACUGGCUUGGGUCGGAUGAUACCAAAACUGAAGAAAUUUCCACUGGAGCAUGAGAAGUAACUGAUCGGUGGGGCUUAAGCCUCCUCGAAGAUGAACCCCGCUUCAAAGUUACCCGAGUAAAUAAGGUCAAGCUUUUUAUCACUGAGUCAAUUUACAGCUUGGUUAACUAUAAAGAUAGGAUGUCACAGCUCUGCUACAGUGCCUGCAAAGCUGUGAGUGAAUUAUUCUUCUUUAAAAAAGCAAAAAAUCUAAUUCUAGCUGCAGAAGACGAUGAUUUGGUCACUGUUUUAACAAAAAUUUAUUUAGCUUACCAAGAUUUUGUAAAAGCUGCUAAGAUUUUAUUCAUGCAUUUAGACAAAUAUUUAGUGAGCGACAUGAGAAGGACUUUAACUAAUAUUUUAGAUGAACAAUUUUUGAAAUCAGUGAUAGAGCCUGUAAAAGAAAAGCUAUUAUUAGAAGAAUCUUGCAAAAAAAUAUUGGAGGAGUUUGACCAUGAUUAUCUCCCUAUUCCGGCACCUCCAAUUGUGACUCCACAGAUUACUCAGCCUUCGUACAACUCUGUAUCCUCACAAAGCAAUGGUAAUUCUAAUGGAGACCAGUACUCUAGAAGAUACCCUACUUUUGCCACCGAUGUAUACCCGUCGUCUAAUUCUUAUUAUUCUAAUCCUUAUCAGACUUCUUAUUCCAGAGAAAAUUUAUAUUAUGGGGAAAUCGAUUCUGAAGGAAAACGGUCAGGGUAUGGAAAAAUUAAAUAUUCCAAUGGAGACCAAUAUGAAGGCAAUUGGGAAAAUGAUAAAAGAUCAGGGAAAGGGAUUUAUAAAUGGAAAGAUUGGGGAGUCUAUGAAGGAGAUUUUGAAGAUGGGGUCAUUAAUGGAGUAGGCAAAAGAACUUAUAGCUCUGGGAAUAUUUAUAUUGGAGAGUUUAGGAAUGGGAAAAAAGAAGGACGUGGGAACAUGAAGUUUAAAAAUGGGGAUAAAUAUGAAGGAGAGUGGGUAGAUGACGAAAUGCAUGGAGAUGGGAAAUAUACGUGGAAAACUGGGGAUACCUUUGUGGGAAGGUUUAAACGGGAUAAAAGAGAAGGGAAAGGAAUUCUUACGAUGGCUUGUGGAGACACAAUUGAAGGAAUAUGGGUCGAUGGAGAACUUGAACAAAAAGGGGUGGCUUACUCCCUUGCUGGAUAAGAUAUUUUUGCUCGCUAUCGACUGGGUAAAUUUUAAUUAAAAUAUAAUAAAAUGUACAAAUUUUCAGAUCGACAUUCAACGCACCAAAUUUUUUUUGCGCGUAGAGGUCUGUAAAGUUCAGGUCUUCACUUGUCUAAAAAAAAUUGGCAUGUUGGAGUACCGAUCAGAAAACAGUGUAAUGCUCUAUAUUUCAAAGCAUUAAAAUAUACUUGAAAGGUAAAUUUAAAGUGUUUCAAAUUUUAAUAAAAUUACCUAGAGGAUUUAUUAUAAUCAUCAUAUUUAAAUUUCAAGUUAUUAUUUAUUUAAAAUUCUUAUCCAAAAAAUAUUUUUUAAGAUUACGAAAUUACCAAAAAAAGUUUUGAUCACUAAAAGGAGGAGUUAG
Molecule: messenger RNA, 1678 nt
Organism: Blepharisma stoltei
Lineage: Eukaryota; Ciliophora; Heterotrichea; Heterotrichida; Blepharismidae
Source: the annotation of a GenBank genome assembly